AACAGUGGAAGGGAGGCCAGAAGGUGUGGAUGGCCAGCAGUCCUUGGAGUUUAGACCGGUGAUGAUUGAUAGAAGGUUUGACGUGUAGGAAUCGUUGCAGGGCUGGGACAGAAGUGUAGGUCUGGUGACAUCAGCAGAGGUGGGAGUCGAGGCCAUGGGAGGAAGACUUCUCCGAGGGAGCCCCCCAGGACAGGAAAGCAGAGGCCAAGGCCUGAGCAGAGGCCACUGGGAUGAAGGAGGCCAAGGGAGCAGGAAUGGAGGGCAGCAGUAGGUGGCUUAGAGCCGGGGAGGGCAGCAGAUCUGCUUCUGGCUCAGGGGGAGCCCCGAAUCAAGCCUCUGUUUGGAAAGGCCUACCUGUGACCUUCGAGAGGACAGUUAGCUUCAGUGGAGGGGACAGAGAGCGGGGUUCCAGGAUGAUGUGGGAACUGACUCCCUGUUGGGGUGGAGAGAAGGCAAGAAAUGGGGCCCUGCAGGCAUGAUGCAGACGCUGGGCCUGAGGCCUGGGGACCCGUGUCUUCCCUGCAGAGGGUGGGUCUCAGGCUGCAGGUCUGGAAGCCCCUUUGCACCUCCUCAGAGCACAGGGGAAAGGGCAGGCUCUGCACCUCCAGGAGCCCCAGGAAGCAUAGGACACCUGGGGGGACACUGGGGGCUUUGGGUGAUGUGGAGCAAAGGGUCCAGGCCAGAGUUCGCUGGCACAAGCCACCAGGCCUGGAGGUCUGGCUGGUGGGAGCCUCCCAAGGUCAAGCCGUGUAUCUCCUUCCUCUGCCACACCCAGCACAGCUGGCCCUUGUAGGCAAUUCAUAAGUGUUUGUUGAAGUGUGAAUUGCAUCUGUCUUUACCAGGUGUGGGAUGGAUGCAGCACAGGGCACAGCCAAGUGCUAUGUAAAUUAGAAAGCCCCGUCCAAAGAAGGACCCCAUCCCCUGAGCCCCCAGGGAACAGGGCAUGGCAGGGAGGGGUGGUGUCCUCCUCAAGGAAGGCUGCGGCUGUGGAGGAAGGAACGAGUCAGCACCUGACGGAAAGCGUGGCACAAGCAGGAGCGGGUGGGGACCAAGCUGGACAUCAAGACAAGUGAGCAGCCUAUUGGUGGUGACUGGAGCUCAGGUGGAGGACGUGCCUCGGGGAGGUGGAGCUGAAGCCCCCAAAGCGAUGCCCUCCUAGCCAGCCGCCGCGGGAUGGAGGGCUUCAUGGACUCAGGGACACAGACGGAUGCAGUGGUGGUGCUGUCCUUGGCGCAGGCUGCCGUGCUGGGCCUGGUCUCAGAGAAUGAGCUCUUUGGAGCCACCAUAAGCGCCGAAGCCUUCUACUCGGACCUGGGGCCGGAGCUCCCUGGGGCAGCCAUGGGGGACCCUGGGCCCACAGGCCCCGACGUCUACCAGCUGGCCUGCAACGGGCGUGCCCUGGAGGAGCCAGUGGAGGAGGAGGUGCUGGAGGUGGAGGCUGCCUUUGAGAAGCACACCCGGCGGAAGACGCGGCCUCCCGUGCGGCUGGUGCCCAAGGUCAAGUUUGAGAAGGUGGAGGAGGAGGAGCAGGACGUCUAUGAGGUGUCUGUGCCUGGCGAUGACAAAGAUGCAGGCCCUGCAGAGGCCCCUGCCGAGGUGGCCAGUGGCGGCUGCGAGGCCCUGGUGCAGAGCAGCGCCGUCAAGAUGAUCGACCUCAGCGCCUUCAGCCGUAAGCCCCGGACGCUGCGGCACCUGCCCCGUGCCCCGCGGCCAGAGCUGGACAUGGCACCCUACGACCCCCACUUCCCCGACCCGGCCCAGGAUGGCUUCCCCGAGCCCAGCAUGGCGCUGCCAGGCACAGAGGCCUUACCCACAGAGUGUGGUUUUGAGCCCCCCAACCUGGUGCCCUUGAGCGACCCCGAGGCCCCUACCAUGGAAUCCCCGGAGCCCGUGAAGCCAGAGCAGGGCUUCGUGUGGCAGGAGGCGGCGGGGGAGUUCGAGGCCGACUCAGCGGGCUCGACGGUGGAGCGUCACAAGAAGGCGCAGCUGGACCGGCUGGACAUCAACGUGCAGAUCGACGACUCCUAUCUGGUGGAGGCAGGCGACCGCCAGAAGCGCUGGCAGUGCCGCAUGUGUGAGAAGUCCUACACGUCCAAGUACAACCUGGUGACGCACAUCCUGGGCCACAACGGCAUCAAGCCGCACUCGUGCCCGCACUGCAGCAAGCUCUUCAAGCAGCCGAGCCACCUGCAGACGCACCUGCUGACACACCAGGGCACGCGGCCCCACAAGUGCCAGGUGUGCCAGAAGGCCUUCACGCAGACCAGCCACCUCAAGCGCCACAUGCUGCUGCACUCGGAGGUCAAGCCCUACAGCUGCCACUUCUGCGGCCGCGGCUUCGCCUACCCCAGCGAGCUCAAGGCCCACGAAGUGAAGCACGAGAGCGGCCGCUGCCACGUCUGCGUGGAGUGCGGCCUGGACUUCUCCACCCUGACACAGCUCAAGCGCCACCUGGCCUCCCACCAGGGCCCCACCCUCUACCAGUGCCUCGAGUGCGACAAGUCCUUCCACUACCGCAGCCAGCUGCAGAACCACAUGCUCAGGCACCAGAACGUGCGGCCCUUCGUGUGCACGGAGUGCGGCAUGGAGUUCAGCCAGAUCCACCACCUCAAGCAGCACUCCCUCACCCACAAGGGUGUGAAGGAGUUCAAGUGCGAGGUGUGUGGCCGGGAGUUCACCCUGCAGGCAAACAUGAAGCGGCACAUGCUGAUCCACACCAGCGUCCGGCCCUACCAGUGCCACAUCUGCUUCAAGACCUUCGUGCAGAAGCAGACCCUCAAGACCCACAUGAUUGUACACUCGCCGGUGAAGCCAUUCAAAUGCAAGGUGUGCGGGAAGUCCUUCAACCGCAUGUACAACCUGCUGGGCCACAUGCAUCUGCACGCAGGCAGCAAGCCCUUCAAGUGCCCCUACUGCUCCAGCAAGUUUAACCUCAAGGGCAACCUGAGCCGGCACAUGAAGGUCAAGCAUGGUGUCAUGGACAUCGGUCUGGACAGCCAAGACCCCAUGAUGGAGCUGACGGGCACUGACCCCUCUGAGCUUGACAGCCAGCAGGAGAUGGAGGACUUCGAGGAGAACGCCUAUGCCUACGCUGGUGUGGACAGCAGCGCCGAGGCCAGUGUCCUCACCGAACAGGCCAUGAAAGAGAUGGCCUACUACAACGUGCUAUAGCACAAGCCAGGCUGCCCCGACGGGGUGAGGAGGGCACGGGGCGUGGGGGUGAGACCCACAUGCUGCAGGCUGCACCUUCUGCAGCAGAGAAACAAGCUACUGCCCCACUGUCCCGAGUCCUCCCCUCCCGCCACAUCGUUUGCACCACUAGGGACUUCUAGACCAAACGGAGACUGUACUCCUGGCCUUGGCUGUGAACCCCCUACCGACCCCAGGCAUCUGGGGAAGGAAGGCUGACCGAAGGCCCAGCUCUGCCAGGUCCCCUUGGCCUGCUGCUGUGGGAGGGUGAGAGGUAUGUUGAUGGGGCCACCUGGGGCCAAGUCUCAAGGUCCCUCCAGGCCCAGCAGAGCUGGGGCAGCCAACAUGAGCAGGGGCUCCUGAGCGCUCCGCGGGGCCCUGACCCCAGAGAGCACUUGAGCCACGCCUUGUUCCUCCUUAGGACCAACUCCUGCCUAUAGGAUGGGAUGUCUGAGCUCCUGUCUAGUCAGCACUGCCCCCCAAGUCCACCCCCUACCAGCCCCUGGGCUGGGAAAAGCCCAGGCCCCAGAGAUCCCUUCCCACCCUGUCCAUGGACAGCCAGGCAGGGCCCUCUGCCUUCUACCUCCUGGUGCCGCCCACGCUGUCCUGAAGCCAGGCAUGCAUGCAGCCCCAGUCCUGGCCUUAGGAAGGUAGGGUACAGCCCAGCCCCCCGCUAGCACCCUCUCAGCCAACCCCUAGAAGGCCCUCCGUCUUACAGCCCUGCUUGGAAAUGGGUGUCCCUAAAGUGGAUUUCAACAGAUGUCAUCAGUUCUGUUUUGAACUGGGGCACCACAUCAGGGUCCCCCGACAUGAGCGAAGCUGGGACAUGCCUUGCACCAGGCCCACGCUGACAGAUGGAUGUCGGCCCCUUGAGUGAGAGGCAGGGCAAAGUAAAGGGGUCAUGGGGACCAAGAGGGACCGUCCUCAGAAGGCGAGAACCAUGUGGAUGGGGGUGUGGGGAGGGGCGCUGGAGUAUUUUCUUAACACGCAUCCAUUUUGAGGACAGGGACAGCCAAGAGUCAACAGGUUCCCGAGAAGAGCAACCUAUCUAAAAAAGCAAAGUGAAGACCAUAGAGAAAAAAAAUUAUUGAGCAAAUGGGGGUCUUCUGAAGGUAAUUUAUUGUUUUCCCCUAUCCAGUUCUGUGUCGCCUGUCUCUUUUCUGAUGGAGAUCAUUUUUCCCCAGCGGCAGCUUUCCUGUGCGCUGUGCCUCCGCAGCUUGGAGCAGCCCGGCCGGGCAGGCCUUGGGCUCCAGGGGAGAUGGCUGACUGGCCCCAGGGGUGCAGCUGCAGCAGCAGCACCUCAGGAGGCCAGGGCGGGAGGCAGGAGGGAGAGCUGGGUGGGCCCUCCACCCGCUGCCCAGCUCCUCCAGCCAGUGACCUGCUCAGCGCCACCCCCCGCACUAGCCGGGCGGCUCUCUUCUGCUCGGCCAGCAGCUGCUCCCUUGCUCGCCACUCAUCGCCUCUGUCCCCAUGCCAGCACCUGCCCCUGGAAAUGAAGACAGGCCCAGGGCAUGAAAUAGCACAUUCAGGAAUUCUAGGGCACCCAGACUUCUCCAACAGCCUCAGUGGGAGGGGCAGGCAGUGCUGUCCCCAAAGGCCCAGGAGGUGAGGUCACCAGCUUCAGCCCAGAAACCAGGCUGGAGUGGGAGUCAUCUGAAAUGCAGCUGCCCCCCCAAGGCUGCAUGUAUCCUCAGUGAGGGACCAAGCCAGGCCUCAGGGUGGCUGUGAUCGGGACUGAGGAGAGGAUAAGGGGCCCUCAGGAUUGGGCAGCCAGGUGCACCUCCCUUCUUGGCUAGAGCUCAUAUGAAGCAGCAAACGAGAGGGCUGGGGGCUCACAGGAGCCUCGCCCCAGGGCGCCCUGGCCCCCAGUGCUCGCCGUGAUGACCCUCAGGUGGCAGUGACCCGUCACUGUAGACGACAUUUUCUCCUGCUGAGCAGAAGGAUCAUGCCCUGCAAACUACCUCUUCCCACAAUGUCUUUCUCCCCUGGUACCAAAAAAGAAUCCCGUACCUCCUCCUCUCCCUGCCAGUGCUGCGGCCUUGGUCUUGGAACCCUGGGGAGAGGGUCCGGCCCCCGGGGGGGCUCUCCUUCCCUCCCCAGCCCUGCCAUCGGCACCGGUCCGAUACUUGAACACCCCACUGCCUGUGCCUUGGGCACGGGCAGAGCUGAGAAGGAGACGGCACAACUCAACUGAGCUGGGGGUGGUCUUAGCAAGGCUCCUGGCCUCACCCGUCCCCAACCUUUUCAAAAGAGGUGUGCAGCCUCUUGGGUGACUUGGAAACUCCUGGACAGAUUCCAACUUAUUCUAACUUAUUUUGACGUGUAUACAAACCAACUGUUUAGAAAUUCCACUUGUGCAAAGCCCUACUGUGUUUCUAUGUUCCUGUUUAAAAGAGUUUACUUAGCAAUAAUUAUAAAUAAAUGAAUAUUCUCUAGUGA
Manis javanica (Malayan pangolin) is the source of this 5628-nucleotide messenger RNA. RefSeq names its product zinc finger protein 710 (gene ZNF710). Gene Ontology annotation, biological process: regulation of transcription by RNA polymerase II. Gene Ontology annotation, molecular function: DNA-binding transcription factor activity; RNA polymerase II cis-regulatory region sequence-specific DNA binding. The record is from RefSeq and is a predicted model, not a curated record. Lineage: Eukaryota; Metazoa; Chordata; Mammalia; Pholidota; Manidae.